AUGGCGAAGCGCCGGAGGAGCUGUACGCUCAGAUGGGCAAAGCUCCUCCCUUGCAUCGUGUUCGCCUUUGUGCUCACCCAUUGGUUGUUCCAAACACGACAUCCGAAGUCGCAUGCCCAGCAUGUCUCCGCCCUGGCUCUUGAGGGACACACAUACACUUCCGAUGGCCUGCUGAUCGUUAAUCCCAACGGACCUCACCCUAUCUUCGAGCUUAUGCGGGAUGCGGAAGUUGAGUGGAGGAGAAAACUUGCGCGUGCAAGCAAGACGCUAGCGGAAGCUGUCGCGGAAUACAGACGCCGAUACGGCCGGGCGCCACCGCUGGGAUUUGACAAGUGGUGGGACUUCAGUCAUGAGUAUGAUGAGAUAUACAAUGAUAUCGAGCCGUAUUGGGGAUUGGACCCAGCGGAUGUUGCCAAGUCAAUAGAAGAAGCAGAGAUGCGUGAUUCCAUGUUUACACUUGCGAAAACAUCGUCGAACCAUGGGUUGGAGAUCGUUUACUCGACAUUCGCUGGAACCGACGACUCGUUUCGUGAGCGUACCACAGCCAUCAUUGAUUUAACGCGGGAGUUUGGUAGCGACCUUCCACCUAUGCGUAUUCCAUUUUAUCCUCACGACACUCCCACUAUGCAUACGGAUUGGAGAAUCAAACAGAUGGCCCUAGACGCCGCUAAGAGAGGAACAACGGUCAGGCAGUCUCAAUUGCCACCCAUCAUAGAACGAGGCUGGAAAGAAGGCUGUCCACCUGAUUCACCAGCAUGGUUGAACCCUCCAAGUCUCCCAUCUCACGAUCCGUCCAGUCCUGUGAUAUCGGAAUCCCCGAAAACACUUGUUGCGACCCACCAGCUAGCUAUGGACCCAUGCCAACAUCCCAGUCUGUUAGUCACCCACGGGCAAUUUCUCGCUCACGACCGGGGCCCCUAUCCACAACACACCCUCGUCCCCUGUUUCUCCCAUAGUGCGACACUCCUCCAUCACGAUAUUCGACCCCCGAUACCCUACGACUGGACGUCAGGUGAAGAUGCAGAAGCUGCUGGGGACGUGCCGUGGCCCCAGAAAGUCGACGAACGUCUUGAUUGGAGGGGUAGGACGACGGGUAUAUAUGCGUCGCCGACUUCACUUUGGGUGCAUGCUCACCGACAGCGGUUAGUUGCCCUAACGAAUAUGGUGGAGGGCAAUGUUAGCAUUUUGGAUGUUCCCAUGGAUGCAUCGGUCCCUGUGGGAGAACCAGUGCAGACGCCGGUGGCCCGAGUGAAUCCGGCGUGGAUGGAUGUGGCAUAUGUGGACAAACCGCUUUCAUGUGAGGAACGUGCCGGGACGUGUCAGAUGUUUGAGAAGAUGUUCGAGUUUCGGAGAGUGCAAAGCAGAAAGGAGGAGGGUCGAUACAAAUUCAUAAUCGAUGUAGAUGGGAAUGGGUGGUCUGGGCGUUUCAAGAGACUCAUAACAAGCAACGCGCUCAUUUUCAAGGCAACUAUAUAUCCGGAAUGGUACACAUCGCGCAUUGCGGAGUGGGUGCACUAUGUUCCGAUCCAAGCUACGUACUCCGACUUGUACGACGCCGUAGCCUUCUUUCGCAUCCAUGACGACGCUGCCGCCAAGAUCGCCGCAGCGGGUAAGGAUUGGAGUCGACAAUUCUGGCGGAAAGAAGAUAUGAGCGCAUAUCUUUACAGAUUGCUCCUUGAGUAUGCUCGCGUGACGAGUCCUGACCGCGAAUCGAUGUCACAUCAAUACGGUUGA
This is a messenger RNA of Pisolithus orientalis, 1734 nucleotides long. RefSeq names its product glycosyl transferase family 90-domain-containing protein. The record is from RefSeq and is a predicted model, not a curated record. The coding region runs from base 1 to 1734 and encodes 577 amino acids. The transcript is spliced from 8 exons. NCBI's taxonomy places the organism in Eukaryota, Fungi, Basidiomycota, Agaricomycetes, Boletales, Pisolithaceae.